Punica granatum (pomegranate) is the source of this 3911-nucleotide messenger RNA. The record is from RefSeq and is a predicted model, not a curated record. NCBI's taxonomy places the organism in Eukaryota, Viridiplantae, Streptophyta, Magnoliopsida, Myrtales, Lythraceae.
CUUAAACAAACCGAACACCAACACGAACACCAUAGCAGACCCAACACUCCUCCCAGUCUUCUAUCUCCUCCACCUUGACCUCCUCCAUCUUUUUCACCCCACUUAGCUUUAGAUCUCUCUCUGUCUCUCUCUUAACGGUCUACGCGCACCUUCUCUCGCUCACCCUCUUUUAUCGCUCCCCCUCUCUUCUUCCUCCUGCUUAUCCCUUUACUUUUCAUCUCGAGGAGGCUUCCUUCUUCUUCCUUAAUGGCUUAAGAUGCAAUAAACUAGCGACUGGAUUACGUAGAAGGCGUCUGAAUUGAAAGUGCAAUAAAUAUCUUGCUGCGAUGUAUGCAAGGAGACUGAAGUGUCGGAAUCAGAAGUGGACUGCAGUGCUUUAUUCAUCUAAACACUUAAUUAGGACGCCUUGCUUCGAGCAUGCUUGUUCUCGGCCUUUUAGUUGCACCUCUCUGAGGGGAAAUCUUGUAUCUCGAGAUAGCUUCUUAUUCAAAAAAUAUAUAUCGGAAUCAUCCUUCCCUUGGCGCCCAAACAGUUUUGCUGUCUUCCGUGAUAAUCGUGGUCCUUGUUCGAUCAGCAGUCACUUAAGGUUUUACAGCUCCAAAGGGGAUGGAAGUAAUGCAAGGAGCGAGGAUAAACAAGAGUCGGUGAAAGAUGGAGUGGAUAUUGAUAAGGUCAGGUCUCGCCGAGAAACAGAAAGGACUAUUAAUGUUUCUAAGGCUUGUGAUAUACAUGCUAGAUUAGGAGAGCAGGACCAGAAGGAAUGGCUCCACAAUGAGAAGAUAGCGAUCGAGAAUAAGGAGCGGGAAAUGCCAUUCCUCAGCAGAAAAGAGAAGUUCAAGAAUGAAUUCCUGCGGAGGGUCGUGCCCUGGGAGAAAAUAACUGUCUCAUGGGAAACAUUUCCUUACUACAUUCAUGAGCACACAAAGAAUAUUUUGGUGGAAUGUGCUGCCUCCCAUUUGAAAAACAGAGACCAGGCUACUUCAUAUGGUGCUCGAUUGACUUCUUCAAGUGGGAGAGUACUUCUUCAAAGUGUUCCAGGGACUGAGCUUUUCCGAGAGAGAUUAGUAAGAGCACUUGCUCGGGAUCUAAAAGUUCCUCUGCUGGUACUAGACAGCAGUGUGCUUGCUCCAUAUGACUUUGGUGAAGACUGUUCUGAAGAAUUGGAUGACGAAAGUGCCCUAUCAGGUGAGGAUUGUACGUCUGAGUCAGAGAUUGAAGAUGAGAAUGAAGUAAGUAAUGAAGACGAAUGGACGAGUAGCGGUGAGGCAAGAAGUGAUGAAGAAGUUGAUGUGCAGGCUACUGCUGAAGCUGCGCUCAAGAAGCUUAUUCCUUACAACCUUGAAGACUUUGAAAAGAGGGUGUCUGGAGAUCCUGCAGGUAACUUGGAGUCAUCACAGUCUGAAGAGGCCAGUUCGUCUGACAAAUCGAAGCAGUCACUUAAGAAAGGGGAUCGUGUGAAAUAUGUCGGGCCUUCCCGCACUGAAGGCCAGGAAAGUGAAAUGCGUCACAGGAUUGAGUUGGGGAAGAUACAGACAUCUGAUGGUCCAACAAAUGCUUAUACUAAAAUCCUUGGCAGGCCUAUAUCAACUGGUCAAAGAGGGGAGGUACUCGAGGUUAAAGGUGACCAUGUUGCUGUUAUUUUAGAUGUAGGUGGAAAUACAGCCAGUGAAAGCGGGAAGGACGAGAAACAAACAGACGAGCCCAUUGAAUCCCGGAUGCGUUGGUUAGAUGUUAAGGAAAUUGAGCAUGAUAUUGAAAGUCAAGCAGAAGAUUGUUACAUAGCAGUGGAGGCUCUAUGCGAGGUUCUGCGUUCCAUGCAGCCUCUUAUCGUGUACUUCCCAGACUCUUCCCAGUGGUUGUCCAGGGCUGCUCCAAGGUCGAGUCGAAAGGAGUUUGUCCAGAAAGUGCAGGAGAUGUUUGACAACCUGUCAGGCCCCAUUGUUUUAAUAUGUGGAAAGAACAAAGUCGAGACAAGCUCGAAAGAGAAAGAGAGAUUCACAAUGAUACUACCAAAUUUCAGCCGGAUUGCAAAGCUGCCUCUUUCGCUGAAACGCCUUACAGAGGGCCUUAAGGGAACGAAGAGAUCUGAUGAUAAUGCGUUAUAUAAGCUCUUCACCAAUGUCCUCCUUAUGCAUCCUCCCCAGGAGGAGGAUCUUCUCAGGACAUUCAAUAAGCAAGUUGAAGAAGACAGAAAAAUCGUGAUAUCCAGGAGCAAUCUGAAUGAAUUGCAUCAGGUUCUUGACGAACAUGAGCUAUCAUGCAUAGAGUUGCUGCAUGUAAACACCGAUGGUAUUAUCCUAACAAAGCAGAAAGCUGAGAAAGUUGUUGGCUGGGCGAAAAAUCACUACUUGUCUUCUUGUCCGCUUCCUUUGAUCAAAGGGGACCGACUAUGUUUACCACGUGAAAGCCUCGAAAUCGCAAUUUCGAGACUGAGGGAGCAAGAAAACAUAUCACGGAAGCCCUCCCAGAAUUUGAAGAAUCUCGCGAAGGAUGACUACGAGAAGAACUUUGUUUCAGCGUUGGUCCCUCCUGGUGAAAUUGGUGUGAAGUUCGAUGAUAUAGGUGCUCUUGAAGAUGUGAAGAGUGCAUUGAAUGAACUUGUUAUUCUUCCUAUGCGAAGGCCUGAGCUAUUUUCUCGCGGAAAUCUUUUGCGGCCUUGCAAAGGUAUUUUACUAUUCGGUCCACCUGGAACUGGGAAGACCCUCCUUGCCAAGGCACUCGCGACGGAAGCGGGGGCAAACUUUAUUAGCAUAACUGGUUCUACCCUUACAUCAAAGUGGUUUGGAGAUGCUGAGAAGCUCACCAAGGCUCUCUUCACCUUUGCCAGCAGGCUUGCUCCUGUUAUCAUAUUUGUCGACGAGGUGGACAGUUUGCUUGGUGCUCGCGGCGGUGCUUUUGAACAUGAAGCAACGAGGCGGAUGAGAAAUGAGUUUAUGGCUGCUUGGGACGGGUUAAGAUCAAAAGACAGCCAAAGAAUCCUAAUACUUGGUGCCACGAAUCGACCGUUCGAUCUUGAUGAUGCUGUUAUUAGGCGGUUGCCAAGAAGAAUUCAUGUAGACCUCCCUGAUGCUGAGAAUCGUAAGAAGAUUCUGAAGAUUAUCCUAGCAAACGAGAAUUUGGAACCAGGUUUUGAGAUUGAUAAGCUUGCAAACUCAACUGAGGGAUAUUCGGGUAGUGAUUUGAAGAACCUCUGCAUUGCAGCAGCUUAUCGACCUGUACAGGAACUUCUAGAGCAUGAGAAGCAGGUACACAAAGACAAUGGAUCUCCGAUGUUGAGGCCGCUUAAUUUGGACGAUUUUCUGCAGUCAAAAAGCAAGGUGGCGCCUUCGGUUGCAUAUGAUGCUGCGAGCAUGAAUGAGCUGAGGAAAUGGAAUGAGCAGUAUGGAGAGGGCGGAAGCAGGAGGAAGUCACCAUUCGGGUUCUGAAGCUAAUUUCCGAUAGAUUGGCCAAAAUUCAUUCCUUUUCUCCUUUCCUCUCCAACGAGAAAUUCCCCUCCGACUGUGGGGUCUGUAUCUUGUGGUUAGAGAAUGUCCAUUAAUCUCCUGUUCGGUGGUCGCCUGGUCGUCGAAUGGAACGAAAGGAGGGUCCUCGGUCUCAAGUCUCCGAAUGGCUGUGACAUGAGACGCCAUUUUUCGGCUUUUUUUAUAACGUGAUAAAGUAAUUUUCAAAGUUAAAAUUUUCUGUUGAAAACCUGUCCUAUCUACUAAAAACAAAAUAAUCAGGGCAUAUAUAUUGACCAAUUGGUAGAUAAUUUAGAGUUCAUUUUCUUCAAGGAAAAUAAGAAGGCAGAUAUUAGGGCCCUUGCCUUUCGACGGCAAGAAUCGCAGGAGUUGGAGGCGAGAAUUGACAUUGCUCUGCGAAAAUAUAUCAGUAGUAUCCUCAGAGUUCAUCUAGCUCGACGAUCAUGUCUU